ACGAACUCAAUCCUAAAAUCUGAUCAAAAUUCGUAACCCUCUCACUCUCUCUACGCAAAAUGUCAGGCUACCCACACCAUCCUCCCGGCUACGGCUACGGAGCGCCGCCGCCGCCUUCGCAGCAGCAUGGAAGUCAGCCCUACGGCUCGGCCCCUUACGGUGCACCUCCACCACCACAGGGUUACGCCACCCCGUACGGCGCGCCACCGCCACCACAGCCGCACGGGCAGUCGCCAUACGGGGCCCAGCCCUACGGCGCCGCGCCCUCCGCCCCGCCCUACGACCACAAGCCCCCUAAGGACCAGUCCUCUGUAGCAACCGCCUACCCCCCAUCGGCGCAGGGCUACUCCCCGUUCGCCGCGCUGGUGCCCUCCGCCUUCCCGCCCGGCACCGAUCCCAAUGUCAUCGCCUGCUUCCAGAUUGCCGACCAGGAUGGCAGUGGCCUCAUCGACGAUAAGGAGCUGCAGAGGGCUCUCUCUUCUUACAAUCAGAGCUUCAGCUUGAGGACCGUCCAUCUUCUCAUGUAUCUCUUCACCAAUUCCAACUCCAGGAAAAUCGGACCUAAGGAAUUCGCUGCAUUAUUUUACAGUCUUCAGAGUUGGAGGGACAUUUUCGAGAGAUUUGAUAGGGACAGGAGUGGCAAAAUUGAUUCAAAUGAGUUGCGAGAUGCACUUUUGAGUCUGGGAUUCUCUGUCUCACCGGUGGUUUUGGAUCUGCUUGUGUCUAAGUUUGAUAAAACUGGAGGCAAAAACAAGGCCAUUGAAUAUGAUAAUUUCAUCGAGUGCUGUCUUACAGUUAAGGGACUAACUGAGAAAUUCAAGGAGAAGGAUAAAUCGUACUCUGGUUCAGCAACUUUCACUUAUGAGGCCUUCAUGCUGACUGUUCUGCCGUUCCUUGUUGCAUAGGAUGUUAAUGCUCUUUGGAUUCUGGUUUGGAGUGUUUUUCCGUAAAUGAUGCAACCUUAUAUUCCAGCUUUAGUGAGAGCUCUGUGUUAUUGUGCAUGCAUGUUCUUGUUCAAUUUUAAAACUCUUGUAUAAGUGUUUCUAUGCUAUGUAAUUUGCUGGCAAAUUUCUCAA
Molecule: messenger RNA, 1076 nt
Organism: Alnus glutinosa
Lineage: Eukaryota; Viridiplantae; Streptophyta; Magnoliopsida; Fagales; Betulaceae
Product: calcium-binding protein CBP-like
Exons: 5
Coding region: 60-905 (281 amino acids)
Molecular function (GO): calcium ion binding
Source: RefSeq, a predicted model, not a curated record